GUAGAUCCCCAUUUCACUCUACGGCAAACCUGUUGAGAACGUCCCUACGAUCGCAUAUAAUUGAAAAUGUCAGAUUCAGGUGCACCGAUACCGAAUGACAGCGAUCCGACAAGUAGGGGAGGGACAACGACUAAAUCGCGAACCCCAUCCCGCGCCAACAUUGUCAAAUCCUCGUCCCGUGCCGCAUCUAGAGUAUCAUUACGAGCUGGUGCUUCCGGCGUCGAUCUAAGACCUGGUUCAAACGCCGAUAGGGAUUUGGGCAAGCGGGCUAAAAGCAAAGCAUCCAUUCGGGGUGCCGCUGAGAGUGAGGAUGAAGGAGCAGGAACUGGAGGGAAUGGAGCUGGGGGGGAAGAUACGGGUGCAACUACUGCUGGACCAGCCAAUCCACCAGCGGGAAUCUUUCCCCUAUUUUUGACCACUAUGACGCAGGAUUUGUUUAAAGUACGGGUCGGGGAGGACGUGACAGCAGAGAAGCCCAUCAAAAUGAUUCCCAAAGCAGAUAUUCUGAGUGAUUUGCAGGCAAGGCUUGCUAUUGGGGAUUUUUAUCCUGCCAAACAAGCUAUUUUGGAUUUUCCCGGCGAAGAAUUCCUCCUCCACUACGAUGCCGAGUUUAAAUAUGGACAAAACUUUUAUCUUUGCGUGGAUAUGGAUGCCAUGGAUGCCAUUCUCCGGCCUGUCAUGGAAGAAGUACCACCAGAUACAGCAGCCGAAGUCAAACGUCCGGCAUCACGUAAAAAAUGGGAAUCACUAGGAAGCGAGAAGGAGGUGGAAUCCGAUUGGGUGGUAAAAAACCGCGAUUUGAUAAACGUUCGUGUAUCACGCCGACGGAGACAUUUUGGAGCACGAUGCAAAUUCGGCGAUCGAGAUGCUCAUGAUGGGUUUUUAGAGUGUCGACCAUUCAAGGAUCCUAAUUAUGAUAUUUCGAGGAUGGAAAUUUCGGAGGGUGUUCAGGCGGUACCUAGUCUGGUAGAAGCUGCUGUGCAGACUGCAUGGUUCCGGCCGCUCAAUUUUGCGGUUCAAUACGAACCCAUUACAAUGUCUUCCCAAGAAAAGGACGCAAUCAUGCAAUCAGAUGAAAUUGAGGAUUUCGUACAAGCAGUUUCAAUACGAUUCGAAAAAGCACUACAGCAAAAUAGUAUCGUGAACAUUUUCCAAGAUGAUUAUCAAGAGCUUGGGGAAGAAGACGUGACGCUCGAACAGGGGCCACAUACAUACCUUCAGGAGUACCAAUCCUUCACGGACCUCAAACACAGCAAAGACCGGUGCAUAUCCUGCGUAGACUGGCAUCCUACCAUCAAAGGUGUCGUGGCGAUAUCCUGCACGGAACGAAUGACCUUUGACGAACGCGUGGAGAAGGGCCUGUUCUUCAAGUCACGAAAGUCUUUAAUCUUGGUGUGGAGCUUUCACGAUCCCAUUCAUCCCCAGUUGAUCUUGGAAGCACCAGAAGAUGUCCAAUGCUUCCAGUUCAACCCUCACGAUCCCAGUAUCAUUGCCGGAGGUUGUAUUAACGGACAGAUAGUGCUAUGGGACAUAUCCGAAUACACCGAUAAACUCAAAACGAGUCGUAAACCUGGUCGGAGCGAUACCAGCACCGACGAGGAUGUGAACUCCUUAUCGGGUACUGAAGAGCGGGAGCGCGUCACGGAUACGUCCGUGUUGCAUUGGGUAGCUGUUUCUUCGAUUGAAUUCAGCCACCGGAGUGGCAUUACUGACAUUCAGUGGUUGCCGAGGAAUAUGGAGUUGAGCCAUACGGGCGAGAUCCUUGAAAAAGGCGAACACGGGCAUCGGGAGCUAGUCACGACUUCGGUAGACGGUCAAGUCGCGUUCUGGGAUACGAGAUAUAAAAAGGAUUUUAAGGCUCUGGAUCUCGUGUGGAGGCCGUUUUUGCGGGUUCCCCUGAGCGCAAUGGACAACACCUUUGACUACAGCUUAACCAAAAUUAGUAUUCGGAGGGUGUUGGCCGACAAAGGGACUGCAACUACGGACCCAACCCAAUCGGAUGCAUUGACAGAAGUAAAACCGGAAACAUUUUCUUCCAAAUUCUUUUGCUCGACGGAGGAGGGGGAUCUAAUUUACGCGGAUUGGGUCGCUGAAAAGGCCAGUGAGGAGAAAGCAUCAAGAGUCGAGCACGCCUUCAGCUACCAUUUUGGCCCGAUGAGUGACCUUCAUCGCUCUCCUUUCUUCCCCGACAUUCUCCUAAGUGUAGGUGGAUGGUCAUGUCAUAUAUGGCGCGAGGGCGUAACAGGAGGGUCACUCCUCUCCUCCGCGCCAACAUCCAGCUACGUCAUCUGUGGACGGUGGAGUCCGACACGACCCGGUGUGUUUUAUAUCUCCAAAGCGGAUGGCACCAUCGAGGUUUGGGAUUUGCUAGACCGAUCGCAUUCCGCUUCGUCGGUGCAAAACAUUUCUGGGAGUGCCAUUUCGUAUCUGGCCGUCCGACAGUACCCAGGAAAAUCUCUAACCCACAACCAGUUCAUCGCCGCGGGAGACGAUGAGGGAACGCUUCACAUUCUAGAAGUACCAAGGAAUUUGACAAAACCUUCCAAAAACGAAAAAGCAUUCGUACGAGCCUUUUUCGAUCGUGAAGUUCGACGACUAGGAUACGUGCGGGGGAGAAAAGAGUAUAGGAUCAAAGAACAAGCGAGAUACGAGCAAAUUGCUUUGGAGGCUGCCGCAGCAAAGGGUGCAAAGAAGGAAGCAGAAGCGGCUGUAGCACCCACCUCUGCGGGAGCGGGUCCACCUGGAUCUGCACACUCGAAGUCUACUGUGGGUGGUAACAUUAUGAUGUCGGAAGAGGAGGAAGAGAAGGCCGAGCAGGAAUACUUGAAAAUGGAACACAAUUUCCUAGAGCUUGAGGGGCUUCUCCCGCCAGCUGCCACAUGAUAGACCUUAAUUUUUGAAAGUCCUUGUUCUUGUUGAUAGUUUGUUUAGACACAUUUUAAAUUCAACUCUUCGGUUAAAGGCCAAAAUAGAUUGGAUCCAAG
This is a messenger RNA of Spizellomyces punctatus DAOM BR117, 2984 nucleotides long. RefSeq lists its product as uncharacterized. Gene Ontology annotation, biological process: cilium movement involved in cell motility; inner dynein arm assembly. NCBI's taxonomy places the organism in Eukaryota, Fungi, Chytridiomycota, Chytridiomycetes, Spizellomycetales, Spizellomycetaceae. The coding region runs from base 67 to 2883 and encodes 938 amino acids. Gene Ontology annotation, molecular function: dynein heavy chain binding; dynein light chain binding. Gene Ontology annotation, cellular component: inner dynein arm. The transcript is spliced from 19 exons. The record is from RefSeq and is a predicted model, not a curated record.